AGUUAUAUUUUAGAACUCGUCGGAGUGAUAACCGUUUCCGGAAAAGUCGUUACCGUUUCGAAAAAUUCAAUUCAAGGACAACUAUACAUAUAUAUUUUUUCUUAUGUGUUGAAGGAUAACGGCAAAUAAUGAUUUUGCCUCGAUUGAAAUUUAUUCAUAUAGUUCUGCUAUUUCUAAAAAUAUUAUCGCGAAGAUAUUUAUUGGUUUCCUCACAGACGAGUCAAAAUAUUAAUGUUUUAUUCAUUAACGAGCUUGACAAUGACCCAGCAUCGAAGGCCAUCGACAUCGUUCAGACAUAUUUGAAGAAAAAUUCCAACUAUGGACUGUCGGUACAAAUCGAUAAAAUUGAAGCGAAUAAAACAGAUGCCAAGGCUCUACUGGAAUCAAUUUGUAUCAAGUAUGCCGAGAGUAUUGAGAAUAAACAACCUCCCCAUGUGGUGUUCGAUACCACAAAGUCCGGCAUAGCAUCCGAAACGGUGAAAUCCUUUACACAGGCUUUAGGUUUACCCACGGUUAGUGCAUCCUACGGCCAAGAAGGUGAUCUUCGACAAUGGCGUGACAUGGAGGAAAGCAAACAGAAAUAUCUGCUACAAGUAAUGCCCCCGGCGGAUAUAAUACCAGAGGUUGUGCGCAGCAUUGUGCGAAAGAUGAAUAUAACUAAUGCUGCCAUCUUGUACGACAACACAUUUGUAAUGGAUCACAAAUACAAGUCGCUGUUGCAGAAUAUUCAAACGCGUCAUGUCAUAACGGCUGUGGCGGAAGGUGAUAGUGCCCGGGCAGAUCAAAUUGAAAGGCUGCGUAAUUUGGAUAUCAACAACUUUUUUAUAUUGGGUAGUUUGAAGACGAUUGGACAAGUGCUUGAAUCGGUAAAGCCGGCAUUUUUCGAGCGCAAUUUCGCCUGGCAUGCCAUAACCCAAAAUGAGGGCGAGGUUAGCAGCAAACGCGAUAAUGCAACGAUAAUGUUUUUGAAACCUAUUGUUUAUACACAAAAUCGUGAACGUCUGGGGCAACUGAGAACCACUUAUAAUCUGAAUGAAGAGCCACAGAUAAUGUCGGUAUUCUAUUUCGAUUUGGCUUUGAGAACAUUUUUGGCUGUCAAAGAUAUGUUGCAAUCAGGUGCCUGGCCUGCUAAUAUGGAAUAUUUGGGUUGUGACGACUUUCAAGGUGGUAAUACACCAGAGAGAAAUAUUGAUUUGAGGCAGGCAUUUGUUCAGGUCACAGAACCCGCUUCAUACGGCGACUUUGAUUUGGUCACGCAACCUGGAAAACCAUUCAAUGGCUACAGCUUUUUCAAAUUCGAUAUGGAUGUCAAUGUAGUUCAAAUACGUGGCGGUAAUUCGGUCAAUAGUAAAUCAAUUGGCAGAUGGACGGCGGGCUUGGAUUCACCACUUGUUGUUAAUGAUGAGGAAGCUAUGAAGAAUCUAACGGCAGAUACGGUUUAUCGAAUUUUCACAGUAGUGCAAGCUCCAUUUAUAAUGCGAGAUGAAACGGCGCCCAAAGGAUACAAGGGCUAUUGUAUUGAUCUUAUCAAUGAAAUUGCCGAAAUCGUUCACUUUGAUUAUACCAUUGAAGAGGUAGAAGAUGGUAAAUUCGGCAACAUGGAUGAGAAAGGCGAAUGGAAUGGCAUUGUAAAGAAAUUGAUAGACAAAAAAGCCGAUAUAGGCCUCGGAUCAAUGUCGGUAAUGGCCGAGCGAGAAAUUGUAAUCGACUUUACGGUACCUUACUACGAUUUGGUGGGCAUCACUAUAAUGAUGCAGAGACCGAGUACACCGAGUUCUCUGUUUAAAUUCUUGACAGUGUUGGAGACGAAUGUCUGGCUUUGUAUUUUGGCUGCAUAUUUCUUUACCAGUUUUCUGAUGUGGGUCUUUGAUCGUUGGAGUCCAUACAGUUAUCAGAAUAAUCGAGAGAAGUACAAAGACGAUGAUGAAAAACGAGAAUUCAAUUUGAAGGAAUGCCUAUGGUUUUGCAUGACUUCUUUAACGCCACAGGGUGGUGGUGAAGCGCCGAAAAAUCUUUCCGGACGUUUGGUGGCUGCUACUUGGUGGUUGUUUGGCUUUAUUAUUAUUGCUUCAUAUACCGCCAAUUUGGCUGCUUUCCUGACCGUAUCACGUUUGGACACACCCGUGGAAUCAUUGGACGACCUUGCCAAGCAAUACAAAAUAUUGUAUGCUCCACUUAAUGGAUCAUCGGCCAUGGUCUAUUUUGAGCGCAUGGCAAAUAUUGAACAAAUGUUCUAUGAAAUUUGGAAAGACCUAUCGCUCAAUGAUUCCCUAUCGCCGUUGGAGAGAUCACGUCUAGCCGUGUGGGAUUAUCCGGUUAGUGAUAAAUAUACGAAAAUGUGGCAGGCCAUGCAAGAGGCACAAUUGCCGGCAACUCUGGAUGAGGCUGUGGCCAGAGUUCGUAACUCCACCACGGCUACGGGAUUUGCAUUUUUGGGUGAUGCUACCGACAUACGUUACCUGGUAAUGACCAACUGUGACCUCCAGGUGGUUGGAGAGGAAUUCUCCCGCAAACCUUAUGCCAUUGCAGUGCAACAGGGUUCCCAUCUAAAGGAUCAAUUUAACAAUGCAAUUUUAACCCUUCUCAAUAAACGACAAUUGGAAAAACUCAAAGAGAAAUGGUGGAAAAAUGAUGAAGCCCAGGCCAAGUGUGACAAACCGGAAGACCAAUCCGAUGGCAUUUCUAUUGAGAACAUUGGCGGUGUAUUCAUUGUGAUCUUCGUUGGCAUUGGAAUGGCUUGCAUUACACUGGUCUUCGAAUACUGGUGGUACAAAUAUCGUAAAAAUCCUCGCAUCAUUGAUGUUGCCGAGGCUGCCUCUACACCUCCUGGAAAGGAUGUUAAAUUAGCCGAAGGCAUAAUAUUGGGCCAAACCGGCAAGGAGUACGAAAAGGCGAAUGCCGCUCUGCGUCCUCGUUUUAAUCAAUAUCCCCAUAAUUUUAAACCCCGAUUCUAAUUGUGUAGUAGUAUUUUUCGAACCAACAAAAGAGACAACAACAUGUUAAUUAAAUCCCCAAAUUUUGAAUGUUUAUUGUUUAAAUCGAUAUUCACUGACACUUGACGUUGCCUUAAAUAAAUUGCACCGUUUCAAA
This is a messenger RNA of Musca domestica (house fly), 3090 nucleotides long. It is a transcript of the gene Ir25a, whose product is annotated as glutamate receptor ionotropic, kainate 4-like. Gene Ontology annotation, molecular function: transmitter-gated monoatomic ion channel activity involved in regulation of postsynaptic membrane potential; glutamate-gated receptor activity. Gene Ontology annotation, biological process: monoatomic ion transport; modulation of chemical synaptic transmission; synaptic transmission, glutamatergic. The record is from RefSeq and is marked provisional. NCBI's taxonomy places the organism in Eukaryota, Metazoa, Arthropoda, Insecta, Diptera, Muscidae. Gene Ontology annotation, cellular component: plasma membrane; postsynaptic membrane.